This is a messenger RNA of Sordaria macrospora k-hell, 228 nucleotides long. RefSeq lists its product as uncharacterized. The record is from RefSeq and is a predicted model, not a curated record. NCBI's taxonomy places the organism in Eukaryota, Fungi, Ascomycota, Sordariomycetes, Sordariales, Sordariaceae.
AUGCCUUCCGAAGGACCUGAGCGCGGCCAGUCCCCCCCUCCCGAGCGCCAGACUGGCAAGCAGCAAAGCGCUGUUGCUGGUUCCGGUACCGGAGUCGACGACGCUUCCAACAAGGAACAGAUCAACAAGUCUGGUCUCGAGAACCUCACAUCCAACCCCAAGGGUCCCCUAGACGACGAGGUCGAGAGAAAGUUCGCCAAGACGAGCAAGCCUGAGGAGUCAAAGUAA